Coregonus clupeaformis (lake whitefish) is the source of this 2583-nucleotide messenger RNA. Its product is annotated as E3 ubiquitin-protein ligase TRIM35. NCBI's taxonomy places the organism in Eukaryota, Metazoa, Chordata, Actinopteri, Salmoniformes, Salmonidae. Gene Ontology annotation, molecular function: protein binding; zinc ion binding. The record is from RefSeq and is a predicted model, not a curated record. The transcript is spliced from 6 exons. The coding region runs from base 724 to 2241 and encodes 505 amino acids.
ACAGAGGUCGGGAUCUGGGCGAUGGGGUUGUGGAACGGGGAGCAGUAUAGUGCUGGAACUGCCCCCCUGGGUACCCCUUUGGUUCUGAAGAGGAAGCCUAAGAGGAUCAUGGUCAAGCUGGACUAUGAGAAAGGAGAGCUCUCUUUCCAUGACUCCAGUGACAUGUCACUCAUCUAUAUGUUCGAACACAGGUUCACAGAGAGACUGUUCCCCUACUUCUUUCCCUGUCUGAACUCUGAUGGCACUAACCCUGGAGUGCUGAGGAUCUGCCCUGAGAAGGUGUCUGUGACUGUGACACCUGUUCACUAAGGAUAUAAUCUGGUGAUUCUAAUUUAUGAUCACAUACUGAAGCAUCUGUAUUGGUAAAGUCUGUCACAGUGACUCCUGUGUAUUGAUUUUUUCUGUCUAUUGUUUUGUCUAUUGAGGUGAAUAUCCUGAACUCCAGUGAUGACAGUGAUGUCUGUGAAACCAAUGUGUAUUUCGGAACUGUUAAUUAAUUUAUUGAGAGCAAGUGUCAUAAUUGAAUUCCCUACUUCUUGGUGUCAUGUUCAAUAAAAGUACAUAUUUUGUUUACUUUGAUUCCAUGCCUCAGUCUUUAAGUGAAGCAAGUCAACACCCAAACACUGGACAAGUUUGUCAGCAUUCCAGACAGCGUCAUCAGUCCCUAGCCCAGCCACCUUACGGUAGGUACACCAGCUCAGAACAAGCACACAUCUCUCCGUCAUGGCUGCCACCUGGACCCUGGAGGACGACAUGUCCUGCCCUGUGUGCUGCGAUGUUUUCACUGACCCUGUGGUGCUGGGCUGCAGCCACAGCUUCUGCAGGAGCUGCCUGGACAACUUCUGGAACACUCAGGUCAUCAAAAAGUGCCCCGUCUGCCGCCACCAUUCCCUAACCGCCACUCCACCCAGUAACCUGGCUCUGAGGAACAUCGUGGAGGCCUUUGUGAGGGAGAGGAGCCACAGUACCGCCAAGCAGGAGGAGACGAGAGAGGGGGAGAAGGAGAGCCAAGGAAGGAGGGAGUCAGGAGGGAGGAGUGGGUUGGUACAGGAUGGGGAUGAAAGGUGCAGUCUCCACGGGAAGAGGUUGUUGUUGUUCUGUGUGGAGGACCAGGAGGCUCUGUGUGCGGUGUGUCAGACCUCCAGGAGACACAGGAGCCACCAGCUCUGCCCUGUGGACGAGGCUGCUCAGGAACUCAAGGAGGAAGUGAAAGCAUAUAUCAUCCCUCUGAGGAGGAAGUUGGAGACAUUCCAAAAGUUAAAGGAGGAAUGCAUCAAAACAGCAGAACACAUCAAGAGCCAGGCCAAGCAAACAGAAAGGAAGAUAAGAGAUGAAUUUGAGGAGCUGCAUCACUUUCUGAAUCUGGAGGAAGUUGUUCGGCUGUCUGCCCUCUCUGAGGAGGUGGAGAUGAAGACAGUUAUAAUGGCAGAGAAGAUUGAACACCUGGCCAAGAAGAUGACCUCCCUGACCAGCAACAUCAGAGAGAUAGAACAGGAUAUAGAGGCCAACGAUCUUCCAUUUGUCCAGGCUUACAAGAACAACAAAGCAAGGGCCAACUGUACAUUGCAGGAUCCAGAACCUGUAUUAGGGGCAUUGAUAGACGUGGCCCAACACCUGGGCAACCUGAGGUUCAAGAUCUGGGAGAAUAUGCAGGAGAAGGUGCAAUACACCCCAGUGACUCUGGACCCCAACACUGCGGCCCCAUGGCUCUCUCUCUCAGACGACCUGACCAGUGUGUGCGUCAGUGGAGAGAAGCCUCACGUCCCCAACAACCCAGAGCGCUGUGACACAUGUGUUUGCGUGCUGGGGGCCGACCCCUUCAGCUCCGGCAGUCACUGUUGGGAGGUGGAGGUGGCGGGCAAGACCAGAUGGGACCUGGGGGUCCUAAGACAGAGUGUGCGUAGGAAGGGGGUCCUGAGUGUGAACCCUGCCCAUGGGUUCUGGGCACUGUCCCUGAGGGACGGCGGCCAGUACAGCGCCUGCACCAUGCCCUGGACCCGUCUCACACUGAAGAGGAGGCCCAGGAGGGUCAGAGUGUGUCUGGAUUAUGACGCGGGAGAGGUGACUUUCUAUGACCCCACUGACAUGUCACUCAUCUAUACAUUCAGGGACAAGUUUAAAGAGCCAUUGUUGCCCUACUUCUGUCCCUGUGUGAGUGACAGCGGCCGCAACGCUGAGCCACUAAAGAUAUGCCCUGCCAAAGUGUCAUUGGUUCAUGAUGUUGGUGAUAAGGUUUUGUAGAUUACAAUAUGUAUUUUUUAGACGAGACAUUGCUAAUGCAUCCAAAUGUCUCACAAUCUAUUAUUAACACAAUGGAUGUAUAUUUUCUAUAUAUAUAUGGAUGUUUUUUUUUAUAUAUAUAUGUGAAUGGAACAAUUCUUAUCCUAUAUAAUAUCAUAUGUAAUAUUUUCUUGAUUUGUGUCAAAUGAUAACAGAAAUUAAACAGAAAAGGUGAUCAUUACUCAGCAUUUGUGUUAAUAUUCUGUAAGACUGGUUCUAAAUGCUUAUGAAUUAUCGUGCUUAUAAAUGCUUAUAAAUGUGUCAACAUUUUACAAUUAAAAACGUUUAUGUUUAUGAAUAGCA